Molecule: messenger RNA, 1590 nt
Organism: Puccinia graminis f. sp. tritici CRL 75-36-700-3
Lineage: Eukaryota; Fungi; Basidiomycota; Pucciniomycetes; Pucciniales; Pucciniaceae
Exons: 7
Coding region: 79-1590 (503 amino acids)
Source: RefSeq, a predicted model, not a curated record
AAGGUAUGAGAAAGUAGAUAACUAGAUGACUAGGGAAACUCUAGAAAAGAGGAAAACUCGAGGGUUUAUAUACCCGAGAUGAGAAGUGAAACACAACGUAAGGUUAAGCGGAGAGCUGAAUACAAGUAUAGACCAAAGCGGUCGGAGCUAGGUGGUAACAACGGGCUCGGCGUGUCAGCCCAGUCCAAGAGGGGAGGAGGCGCGGUGUUGUCGUGGCAUCGGCUACACCUUGAAGUAGCUCGAUGCAUUUCUCCCGAAGACCGACAGACGUUUCCGAAUCCGACCCCUCAAAUCGUUUUCUAUCAAUCCGGCCAGGAAUAUGGCUUGACUCUACAAGCAACUUCAUACACCAGCUUCUUAGUCAACCAAAUCCGAGAUGCUUAUGCUUUCCUUGUGCAACAUUACAUCCCUGGUGAUGAGCUCUUGCUGUUUGGGUUUUCUCGAGGAGCUUUCAUCGCAAGGACGAUUGCAGAGAUGGUAGCCGAGAUCGGAAUCCUCAACAUGGCGGGGAUGGAAGACUUCUACCAAGUCUUGGCAGCCUGUCAGUUGUUGCAUGCGAAAGGAGACAGCGAUAGGGUCGAGCGGGGGAGGGCUUCUGCACAAGCAUUCCUGGACGAAUAUUAUCAGGGUGGACAAAAGCAAUUAAGAAGGAUCUCCGAAGGGUCCCUGAAAUGUGUGGGCGUUUGGGAUAUGGUCGGCGCAUGCGGUCUGCCUGAACCGUUUGCUCAGAAGUACCCUCUACUUGGAUUUGGAGAUAGGAAAUUGAGUGUCCACAUCAAGUAUGCUUUCCAUGCCAUAGCUAUGAGUGAGACACGAAUGGAUUUGCAGCCUACGAAGUGGGAGCUCGGAUCGACCUCAAAGGAGUGCAACGAAGCUGUCAAGCUGAACAAAAACAAGUACUUAAACAGAUUUGUGUACCCCAGUUACUCUCCUAUAAACCUCUCGUUGCUCAGUCGUUGUCUCUUACCCACCCAGGCCAAUUUGAUUCACCACAACUUGCUCGCAAUCAACGAGGAAUAUCUCCAUGGAAUGUUGUCGGUCUUUUGGACGAGAGUCCAGAGAGGAUUUGGGCUGUAUGACCCUGAAGGACCGAGGAGAUACUGUCUGUCAAGUACGACGAGACAGAUCCCGAAGUCCUUGAACGCUCUGACGAAAGAGACGAUCCACCGUUCUGCCUUUUCUUCUCCAGAGCGAAUGAUUCCUUGCUUGGAGCAGGUCCAGACGGAUUACAAGGCAGAGCCGGAGUUGCUCGAGGAGCUGCUUCCAUUUGAGAUCGAGAUCCGGAACCAUUUGGACUUCCUGACCAAGCAAUGGGCGGUUCAUGAGGGCCAUCGGGUCCGGCCUGACGAGUUCAACGACUGGCCGGAUCAGCAAUCUUGGUACCAAGAGCGCUGGUAUCUGAACUUCAAAGACACUCAGCUCGGAUCUAAACCUCAAACCCACGGUCUAUUCCUAGAUCUCAUGGACCAACCUUUUUGGCCAUUGGACACAAAACGCUUGAAGGAAGAAAUGAUCUCCAGGGGCAGAGGGAGGGGACAUGCUUCUGUUGAAGAUGCUGCAAUGCGUAUGCUCGGAACACCCAUGGAUUGA